AUGGGUUCCUAUGGGUUCCUAUGGGUUCCUAUGGGGUUCCUAUGGGUCCCUAUGUGUCCCUAUGUGUUCCUAUGGGUCCCUAUGUGUCCCUAUGGGUUCCUAUGUGUCCCUAUGGGUUCCUAUGGGUCACUGUGGGGUUCAUAUGUGUCCCUAUGUGUCCCUAUGGCUCCCUAUGGCUCCCUAUGGGUCCCUAUGGGUUCCUAUGGGUUUUCUAUGGGUCCCUAUGGGUCCGUAUGGGGUUCCUAUGUUUCCCUAUGGGGUUCCUAUGGGUCCCUAGGUGUCCCUAUGGGUUCCUAUGGGUCACUAUGGGGUUCCUAUGUGUCCCUAUGUGUCCCUAUGGGUUCCUAUGGGUUCCUAUGUGUCCCUAUGUGUCCCUAUGGGUUCCUAUGGGUUCCUAUGUGUCCCUAUGUGUCCCUAUGGGUUCCUAUGGGUUCCUAUGUGUCCCUAUGUGUCCCUAUGUGUCCCUAUGGGUCCCUAUGGGUCCCUAUGUGUCCCUAUGUGUCCCUAUGGGUCCCUAUGGGUCCCUAUGUGUCCCUAUGUGUCCCUAUGGGUCCCUAUGUGUCCCUAUGUGUCUCUAUGUUUCCCUAUGGGUCCCUAUGGGUCCCUAUGGGUCCCUAUGGGUCCCUAUGUGUCCCUAUGGGUCCCUAUGGGCUGACGUGUGCUUGUUGUGGGUCUGUGCCGCGCAGUGGGGCUGCUGGAUCACCCCUGGUUCCACGGCACGCUGUGUCUAUGGGGUUCCCAUGGGGUUCCUAUGGGGUUUGGGGUCCCUGUGUGUCCCUAUGGGUCCCUAUGUGUCCCUAUGGGUUCCUAUGGGUUCCUAUGGGUUCCUAUGGGUUCCUAUGGGUCCCUGUGUGUCCCUAUGUGUCCCUAUGUGUCCCUAUGGGUUCCUAUGGGUCCCUAUGGGUCCUUAUGGGUCCCUGUGUGUCCCUAUGGGUCCCUAUGGGUCCGUAUGGGAUUCCUAUGUUUCCCUAUGGGGUUCCUAUGGGUCCCUAGGUGUCCCUAUGGGUUCCUAUGGGUCACUAUGGGGUUCGUAUGUGUUCCUGUGUGUCCCUAUGGGUUCCUAUGUGUUCCUAUGUGUCCCUAUGUGUCCCUAUGGGUUCCUAUGUGUCCCUAUGUGUCCCUAUGGGUUCCUAUGUGUCCCUAUGUGUCCCUAUGGGUCCCUAUGGGUUCCUAUGUGUCCCUAUGGGUUCCUAUGGGCUCCAAUGGGGUUCCUAUGGGUCCCUAUGUGUCCCUAUGUGUCCCUAUGUGUCCCUAUGGGUCCGUGUGUGUCCCUAUGGCUUCUUAUGGGUUCCUAUGGGUUCCUAUGUGUCCCUAUGCGUCCCUAUGGUCCCUAUGGGUCCCUAUGGGUCCUUAUGUGUCCCUAUGUGUCCCUAUGGGUCCCUGUGUGUCCCUAUGUGUCCCUAUGUGUCCCUAUGGGUCCCUAUGGGUCCCUAUGGGUCCCGUGGGGCUGACGUGUGCUUGUUGUGGGUCUGUGCCGCGCAGUGGGGCUGCUGGAUCACCCCUGGUUCCACGGCACGCUGUGUCUAUGGGGUUCCCAUGGGGUUCCUAUGGGGUUUGGGGUCCCUGUGUGUCCCUAUGUGUCCCUAUGUGUUCCUAUGGGUCCCUAUGUGUCCCUAUGGGUUCCUAUGGGUCACUGUGGGGUUCAUAUGUGUCCCUAUGUAUCCCUAUGGCUCCCUAUGGGUCCCUAUGUGUCCCUAUGGGUUCUUAUGGGUCUGUGUGUGUCCCUAUGUGUCCCUAUGGGUCCCUAUGUGUCCCUAUGGGUUCCUAUGGGUCACUGUGGGGUUCAUAUGUGUCCCUAUGUAUCCCUAUGGCUCCCUAUGGGUCCCUAUGUGUCCCUAUGGGUUCUUAUGGGUCUGUGUGUGUCCCUAUGUGUCCCUAUGGGUCCCUAUGUGUCCCUAUGGGUUCCUAUGGGUCCCUAUGUGUUCCUAUGGCUUCCUAUGGGUCCCUAUGUGUCCCUAUGGGUCCCUAUGGGUCCCUAUGUGUCCCUAUGUGUCUCUAUGGGUCCCUAUGGGUCCCUGUGUGUCCCUAUGUGUCCCUAUGGGUUCCUAUGGGUCCCUAUGUGUCUCUAUGUGUCCCUAUGGGUUCCUAUGGGUUCCUAUGGGUCCCUAUGUGUCCCUAUGUGUCCCUAUGUGUUCCUAUGGGUUCCUAUGGGUCCCUAUGUGUCCCUAUGGGUCCCUAUGUGUCCCUAUGUGUCCCUAUGGGUUCCUAUGGGUCACUAUGGGGUCCCUAUGUGUCCCUAUGGGUCCCUAUGUGUCCCUAUGGGUCCCUAUGGCUUCCUAUGGGUUCCUAUGUGUCCCUAUGUGUCCCUAUGUGUCCCUAUGGGUCCCUAUGUAUCCCUAUGGGUCCCUAUGUGUCCCUAUGUGUCCCUAUGGGUCCCUAUGUGUCCCUAUGGGUCUCUAUGGGUCCCUAUGGGUCCCUGUGUGUCCCUAUGUGUCCCUAUGGGUCCCUAUGGGUCCCUAUGUGUCCCUAUGGGUCCCUGUGUGUCCCUAUGUGUCCCUAUGUGUCCCUAUGGGUCCCUAUGGGCUGACGUGUGCUUGUUGUGGGUCUGUGCCACGCAGUGGGGCUGCUGGAUCACCCCUGGUUCCACGGCACGCUGUGUCUAUGGGGUUCCCAUGGGGUUCCUAUGGGGUUUGGGGUCCCUGUGUGUCCCUAUGGGUCCCUAUGUGUCCCUAAGGCUUCCUAUGGGUUCCUAUGUGUCCCUAUGUGUCCCUAUGGGUUCCUAUGUGUCCCUAUGUGUCCCUAUGGGUCCCUAUGUGUCCCUAUGUGUCCCUAUGGGUUCCUAUGUGUCCCUAUGGGUUUCCUAUGGGUCCCUAUGUGUCCCUAUGUGUCCCUAUGGGUUCCUAUGUGUCCCUAUGGGUCCCUAUGUGUCCCUAUGUGUCCCUAUGUGUCCCUAUGGGUCCCUCUGUGUCCCUAUGUGUCCCUAUGGGUCCCUAUGUGUCCCUAUGGGUCCCUAUUGGUUCCUAUGUGUCCCUAUGUGUCCCUAUGUGUCCCUAUGUGUACCUAUGUGUCCCUAUGGGUCCCUAUGGGUCCCUAUGUGUCCCUAUGGGUCCCUAUGGGUUCCUAUGUGUCCCUAUGGGUCCCUAUGGGUCCGUAUGGGGUUCCUAUGUUUCCCUAUGGGGUUCCUAUGGGUCCCUAGGUGUCCCUAUGGGUUCCUAUGGGUCACUAUGGGGUUCCUAUGUGUCCCUAUGUGUCCCUAUGGGUUUCCUAUGUGUCCCUAUGUGUCCCUAUGUGUCCCUAUGGGUUCCUAUGUGUCCCUAUGUGUCCCUAUGGGUCCCUAUGGGUUCCUAUGUGUCCCUAUGGGUUCCUAUGGGCUCCAAUGGGGUUCCUAUGGGUCCCUAUGUGUCCCUAUGUGUCCCUAUGGGUCCGUGUGUGUCCCUAUGGCUUCUUAUGGGUUCCUAUGGGUCCCUAUGUGUCCCUAUGUGUCCCUAUGUGUCCCUAUGUAUCCCUAUGGGUCCCUAUGUGUCCCUAUGUGUCCCUAUGGGUCCCUAUGGUUCCCUCUGUGUUCCUAUGUGUCCCUAUGGGUUCCUAUGUGUCCCUAUGUGUUCCUAUGGGUCCCUAUGUGUCCCUAUGGGUUCCUAUGUGUCCCUAUGGGUUCCUAUGGGUCACUGUGGGGUUCAUAUGUGUCCCUAUGUGUCCCUAUGGCUCCCUAUGGGUCCCCAUGUGUCCCUAUGGGUCCCUAUGUGUCCCUAUGGGUUCCUAUGGGUCCCUAUGUGUUCCUAUGGCUUCCUUUGUGUCCCUAUGUGUCCCUAUGGGUCCCUAUGUGUCCCUAUGUGUCCCUAUGGGUUCCUAUGGGUCCCUAUGGGUUCCCUAUGGGUCCCUAUGUGUCCCUAUAGGUUUCUAUGUGUCCCUGUGUGUCCCUAUGGGGUUCCUAUGGGUUCCUAUGUGUCCCUAUGUGUCCCUAUGGGUUCCUAUGUGUCCCUAUGUGUCCCUAUGGGUUUCCUAUGGGUCCCUAUGUGUCCCUAUGUGUCCCUAUGUGUCCCUAUGGGUCCCUAUGUGUCCCUAUGGGUCCCUAUGUGUCCCUAUGGGUCCCUGUGUGUCCCUAUGGGUCCCUAUGUGUCCCCAUGUGUCCCUAUGGGUCCCUAUGGGUCCCGUGGGGCUGACGUGUGCUUGUUGUGGGUCUGUGCCGCGCAGUGGGGCUGCUGGAUCACCCCUGGUUCCACGGCACGCUGUGUCUAUGGGGUUCCCAUGGGGUUCCUAUGGGGUUUGGGGUCCCUGUGUGUCCCUAUGGGUCCCUAUGUGUUCCUAUGGGUUCCUAUGGGGUUCCUAUGGGUCCCUAUGUGUCUCUAUGUGUCCCUAUGGGUUCCUAUGGGUUCCUAUGGGUCACUAUGGGGUUCCUAUGGGUCCCUAUGUGUCCCUAUGUGUCCCUGUGUGUCCCUAGGGGGCCCUAUGUGUUCCUAUGGGUUCCUAUGUGUCCCUGUGGGUUCCUAUGGGUCCCUGUGUGUCCCUAUGGGUCCCUAUGUGUCCCUAUGUGUCCCUAUGGGUCCCUAUGGGUCCCUAUGGGCUGACGUGUGCUUGUUGUGGGUCUGUGCCGCGCAGUGGGGCUGCUGGAUCACCCCUGGUUCCACGGCACGCUGUGUCUAUGGGGUUCCCAUGGGGUUCCUAUGGGGUUUGGGGUCCCUGUGUGUCCCUAUGGGUCCCUAUGUGUCCCUAUGGGUUCCUAUGGGUUCCUAUGGGUUCCUAUGGGGUUCCUAUGGGUCCCUAUGUGUCCCUAUGUGUUCCUAUGGGUCCCUAUGUGUCCCUAUGGGUUCCUAUGUGUCCCUAUGGGUUCCUAUGGGUCACUGUGGGGUUCAUAUGUGUUCCUAUGUGUCCCUAUGGCUCCCUAUGGCUCCCUAUGGGUCCCUAUGGGUUCCUAUGGGUCCCUAUGGGUUCCUAUGUGUCCCUAUGUGUCCCUAUGGGUUCCUAUGUGUCCCUAUGUGUCCCUAUGGGUUUCCUAUGGGUCCCUAUGUGUCCCUAUGUGUCCCUAUGUGUCCCUAUGGGUCCCUAUGGGUCCCUAUGGGUCCCUAUGUGUCCCUAUGGGUCCCUGUGGGUCCCUAUGUGUCCCUAUGGGUCCCUAUGGGUCCCUAUGUGUCCCUAUGGGUCCCUAUGGGUUCCUGUGGGUCCCUAUGGGUCCCUAUGGGUCCCUAUGGGUUUCGUAUGGGGUUCCUAUGUUUCCCUAUGGGGUUCCUAUGGGUCCCUUGUGUCCCUAUGGGUUUCCUAUGGGUCCCUAUGUGUCCCUAUGUGUCCCUAUGGGUCCCUAUGGGUCCCUAUGUGUCUCUAUGUUUCCCUAUGGGUCCCUAUGUUUCACUAUGGGUCCCUAUGUGCCCCUAUGUGUCCCUAUGGGUUCCUAUGGGUCCCUAUGGGUCCUUAUGGGUCCCUGUGUGUCCCUAUGUGUCCCUAUGUGUCCCUAUGUGUCCCUAUGGGUCCCUCUGUGUCCCUAUGUGUCCCUAUGGGUCCCUAUGUGUCCCUAUGGGUUCCUAUGUGUCCCUCUGUGUCCCUAUGUGUCCCUAUGGGUCCCUAUGGGUCCCUAUGUUUCACUAUGGGUCCCUAUGUGCCCCUAUGUGUCCCUAUGGGUUCCUAUGUGUCCCUAUGUGUCCCUAUGGGUCCCUAUGGGUCCUUAUGUGUCCCUAUGUGUCCCUAUGUGUCCCUAUGUGUCCCUAUGUGUCCCUGUGUGUCCCUAUGGGUCCCGUGGGGCUGACGUGUGCUUGUUGUGGGUCUGUGCCGCGCAGUGGGGCUGCUGGAUCACCCCUGGUUCCACGGCACGCUGUCGCGGCUGCGUGCGGCGCAGUUGGUGCUGGCGGGCGGCGCCGGGGCGCACGGCGUUUUCCUGGUGCGGCAGAGCGAGACGCGGCGCGGGGAAUUCGUGCUCACCUUCAACUUCCAGGGCAAGGCCAAGCACCUGCGGCUGUCGCUGAACGAGGAGGCGCAGUGCCGGGUUCAGCACCUGUGGUUCCAGAGCAUCUUCGACAUGCUGGAGCAUUUUCGGGUCCAUCCCAUCCCAUUGGAAUCGGGGGGCACCAGCGACGUCACCCUGGUCAGCUACGUGGUGGCUGCCCAGAGACCCCCGGAUUACCAUGGGACGCCCCCACCAGGCCGGGAGCGCUCCGGAAGUCGCUGCGACGCCGCCCCAGAGGCCGAGCACCUCCCAUAGGGGGGCCGCAUCGUGGAUUAUGGACCCCCCAAACCGGAGUAAGGCCUCCAACCCGGAUUAUGGGGACCCCAACCCGGAUUAUGGGCAUCUCAAUCUGGAUUAUGGACACCCCAACCCGGAUUAUGGGCAUCUCAAUCCGGAUUAUGGACACCCCAACCCGGAUUAUGGGCAUCUCAAUCCGGAUUAUGGACACCCCAACCCGGAUUAUGGGCUCACACCCCAGAUUAUGGGCACCAAGACCCAGAUUAUGGACCCCCAGACCCAGGUUAUGGACACCAUGACCCAGAUUACGGGCAUAUCAAUCCAGAUUAUGGACACCAAGACCCGGAUUAUGGGCUCGCAUCCCAGAUUAUGGGCACCUGAACUCGAAUUAUGGGCACCACAACCCGGAUUAUGGGCCUGUCAGUCCUGAUUAUGGGCUCACACAAUGGAUUAUGGGCAACUCAACCCAGAUUAUGGUUUGACAUCCCAGAUUAUGGGCGUAUCAUCCCGGAUUAUGGGCAUCUCAACCUGGAUUAUGGACACCCCUACCCAGAUUAUGGGCACCUCAACUCGAAUUAUGGACAUCCUGACCCAGAUUGUGGUCAUCCUGACCCAGAUUAUGGGCUCAAACCCUGGAUUAAGGGCACCCUGACCCGCAUUAUGGGCAGUUCAAUCUGAACUAUGGGCUCACAUCCCAGAUUAUGGGCACCCCAACCGGGAUUAUGGACACCCCACCCCGGAUUAUGGUCUCCUUCACCCGGAUUAUAGGCACCCUGACCCAGAUUAUGGGCAUCUGAGUCCAGAUUAUGGUCUCCCCAACCCAGAUUAUGGGUGCCUCAAUUCCAAUUAUGGACACAUCAACCCAGAUUAUGGGUGCUUCGACCCAGAUUAUGUGCUCACGCCCCGGAUUAUUGGCACACCAAUCCAGAUUAUGGGCAUCUCAAUCCGGAUUAUGGACACCCUGACGCAGACUAUGGGCACCCUGACCCGGAUUUUGGGCACCUCAACUCGGAUUAUGGACAUCCUGUCCCAGAUUAUGGGCACCCCAUCCCGGAUUAUGGACAUCUCAAUCCGGAUUAUGGUCACUCCAACCCAGAUUAUGGGCGCAUCAACUCUGAUUAUGGACACCCUGACCCUGAUUAGGGGGUUAAACCCAGAUUAUGGGCAACCCAACCCAGAUUAUGGGCUCAAACCCAGAUUAUGGGCACCCCGACCCAGAUUAUGGGCUCAAAACUCGGAUUAUGGCCACCCCAACCCAGAUUAUGGGCUCGAACCUCGGAUUAUGGCCACCCCAACCCAGAUUAUGGGCUCAAACCUCGGAUUAUGGCCACCCCAACCCAGAUUAUGGGCUCGAACCUCGGAUUAUGGCCACCCCAACCCAGAUUAUGGGCUCAAAACUCAGAUUAUGGCCACCCCAACCCAGAUUAUGGGCUCAAAACUCGGAUUAUGGCCUCCCCAACCCAGAUUAUGGGCUCGAACCUCGUAUUAUGGGCACCCCAACCCAGAUUAUGGGCCCCCCAACUGGGAUUAGGGGCCCCUCAAUCCGGAUUAUGGGUUUAUACCCCAGAUUAUGGGCACCCUGACCCAUAUAACAGACACCCCAACCUGGAUUAUGGGCCCCUCAAUCCAGAUUAUGGAUCCCAGCCUUCCCCCCCCAAGGAAAAUAAGGCAAAAAACACCAAAAUGGGUGAAAGUGCCGUUUGUACAGAAGUGCAAUUUUCAAAGAAAAGGACAAAAAUGAA
Molecule: messenger RNA, 7851 nt
Organism: Lagopus muta (rock ptarmigan)
Lineage: Eukaryota; Metazoa; Chordata; Aves; Galliformes; Phasianidae
Product: keratin-associated protein 16-1-like
Exons: 4
Coding region: 1-993 (330 amino acids)
Source: RefSeq, a predicted model, not a curated record